Aplosporella prunicola CBS 121167 is the source of this 831-nucleotide messenger RNA. RefSeq lists its product as uncharacterized. Lineage: Eukaryota; Fungi; Ascomycota; Dothideomycetes; Botryosphaeriales; Aplosporellaceae. Gene Ontology annotation, molecular function: threonine-type endopeptidase activity. The record is from RefSeq and is a predicted model, not a curated record. The coding region runs from base 1 to 831 and encodes 276 amino acids. The transcript is spliced from 2 exons. Gene Ontology annotation, cellular component: proteasome core complex.
AUGCCCGGCUUCGACUUCUCCAACUACAACCGCAAUGCCGCCCUGCACGCCCAGGGUGUGCCUUUGCCCAAAGCCACCAGCACCGGUACCACCAUCGUCGGCUGCAUAUACAAUGGCGGUGUUGUCAUCGCCGCCGAUACCAGAGCCACCAGCGGCCCUAUAGUAGCAGACAAGAACUGCGAGAAGCUGCACUACAUCGCCCCUCAGAUCUGGUGCGCUGGCGCCGGUACCGCCGCAGACACCGAGUUCACCACCGCCAUCAUCUCUUCCAACCUCGAGCUGCACGCCCUCUCGACCGGCCGCAAACCGCGCGUCGUCACCACCAUGACGAUGCUCAAGCAGCACCUGUUCCGUUACCAAGGCCAUAUCGGUGCUUACCUGGUGGUUGCGGGCGUCGACCCGACGGGCUCGCACCUGUUCACCGUCCACGCACACGGUAGCACCGACAAGCUUCCCUACGUGACCAUGGGUUCUGGCUCGCUGGCUGCCAUGUCCGUCUUCGAAACACAGUGGAAGCCCGACCUCACGCGGGACGAGGCGGUGAAGCUGUGUUCGGAUGCAAUUCAGUCGGGUAUCUUCAACGAUCUGGGCUCCGGUAGCAACGUGGACGUCUGCGUCAUCACCGAGGACAAGACGACGCUGCUCCGCAACUACAUCCAGCCUAACCAGCGCGAAGUCAAGCAGAGGAAUUACAAGUUCCAGCGUGGCACGACUGCCGUGCUCAACGAGAAGGUCAUCACCAGGGAGGAGAUCAGCAAGUACGUUACGGUUCACGAGCUCAAGGACGACGAGGUUCCGCAGGCGGCAGAGAAGAUGGAUGUCGACGCUUAA